CAAUUUACAAUUUGACAUUGACACCUGUUUAUUCAGCCUCACACAGGAGAAAAGGAGGUGAUGAAAACAUACAAUAUAAAUUAAAAAAUGAUCAAUUAAACAUGUCUUGUUCCGAUUUGCCACCAUACUUACUACAAGAGCUACCAGAUAUCACAGAAAGUAUCAAUUACCCGAUAAAAAAUGUUCAACGUAUAAAGUACACCUGUUUUGACAUUUCAAAGUCUUUGAUUGCAUUCGGUGCUACCAGUGGAGGCAUCUAUGUGUUUAACCGGACACCGUGUGAAUUUGUACAAUUGAUACCAAAUAAGGAUGGAGCUAUCACACGCUUGGCAAUUUCAAAGGAUGAGAAACAAAUUGGUUUUGCUAACGGCCGGGGCUUGGCAACGGUUACUGAGUGCAACCAGUCCCUUAGUGGUGGUCACUCUACCGUCGUGUCUAAGGAGCACCAAGGGAAUGAGAUCACAGCCAUGAUCUGGAGUACCAGUCAUAUGCUGUUCAUGGGAGAUGAUGUCGGUAAAAUAUCAGUGUUGCAGCCGCAAAACUUCAUUGCAAAAACAAUGUUUCAGAGCUCGUCUCUGACAAUCAUGAGUCUCGAUUCUCGCAUUUGUCAGUUGGACAUGAAGUCGAGCAUGCUACUAGUGUCUACUCUAACCAGAUGCUACGUCUGUGACACUUCUCGAGAACAGUACCGACAAAUUGGUCAGAAACUACGCGACGGAGAAUACGGCGCCUGUUUCGUAGAUAAAAAAACAAAUAACGAACAACACGUUACAAAAACCACACAAGAUUUUACCGAAGUCAGAAAAUAUAACAUCGUCAAUGAUGAUUCAGGGUUUGCUGUAGGCAAAGACCUUGAAAACACGUUAAUUUUCUGCGCUAGACCGUCUUCUAGAGUAUGGGAGGCCACGAUAGAUGGCACUGUUAUAAGAACUCACCAAUUCAAACAAGUACUAGGGAAGAAAGCUAUGAAACUUGUGUCCAAUGAAUCAUAUCAAAAUGAAAAAGUUAGUUUGGAUGCUACUGAUAGCGACACUGAGGGACAAUCAGUUAACUUUCCUAAUAUUUUUGCAACAAAUGGAGCCAUAUUUUCGUACAGAAGGAACGCUUUGUACUUCUUAAACAUCUAUGAUGUUGACCACACAAUUUGGUUUGAUAAUUACAAAGAUAUUGUUGACUGUAAAGCGUACCAUGACAUGAUAUAUGUGUGGCUAUCAAACGGCUCUCUAGUAAACUUGAAAUACAUGAAAGUGGACAAAUUCUUAGUAAAGUGUUAUGUAGAUGAGAAGUACGUGUUGUGUGCAGAACUGUGUGCCUUGUAUAGAAAUUAUUUAUUGGAAAGUAAUUUGUCUCAGAAAUUGCAUAUCCUAGUGAGUUUGAGAGAUAAAUUAGAGAAUAAAGAGUUAUUGGAUAGCAUUAAAGAGGUAUUAGAUAAGUUCGAGGGGCUGAAGUCCAAUGAUGCUACACAGUUAAAAUCAGGGAUAUACAUAGUGGACAAUACUUAUCACGCUCAGUCGUCGCUAUUAGAAGGUGACACAAAAUUAAACGAUGACUUCAAAUUCACCUCGUUGCCUCCUGAAGCAAUGCAAACAUUAAAAGAUCUGAGUUUGAGUGUGUCGGAUAAACUAAAUAGUAGCAAAAAGAUACUGAAAGAAAAAUGGGAAGAAAUGAAACAUCUUAGUGUUGAAAAACAUCAUGAAGUGAAAGAAGUACCAGUUGUAGAAAAAGAAGAAACCCAAGUCGUAAUUAAAACAAAAACAAUAGAUGCAGAUGACAGCAUAGAACAUACUCCAAUUGUAUAUGAUAACGAUAUCGUCUACAAAGAAUCUAGUCAAAAGGCCAUAGAAGUAGAUAAUAACAGUUUAGAAAGGGAUAAAGUGAACAAAGCUUUAUAUCAAUAUUAUAAAUUAAGUCUAGUUGGUAAGGAAACAGAUCAAUCGAAUUUAGUUGCUACUAUUGAAAAUUAUGCCUGUGAUAUUAGUCAGAUCUACUCUCUUAUGUUACAAUUAGAAAGUUAUUGUAUCCACAUUGGAGCUUUCGACGAAUCUAAAUUUGUACCUAAUAAUAUUUUCCUUAGUUACCUAAAUGAAUCUGAGAAGAAAAAUGAAUUGUUGGACACAGUAAUCAAAGAUGAAGUGUUGUACAAAUACUUUGUAGAUUCAUGUAUAUCUGUGAAUAUGAAGAGUCAGAAAUUGUCGAAUAUUGGUUGUGAUUGUGGCUUCCCUCUGCCAUACUCUAGGACACACCAAACACCAAUGUUCUCUGAAUUAAUUGACGAGUUUAUAGAAAAACAGUGGUCAAGUCAGACUAGGAGCCAAUGCUAUGAUGUUUGCAAGCGAAUGCCUUAUUUGUGGAGGAAGAUUCUAUAUUUGAGGAGGAAUGAGGAUUUGUUGAAUAUAUUGAGGCUUCUGUUGCAAAUGUUGGACGAAACGUUACUGCAUUCUUUUUUGCCUCAGUUCACUUUGGAUACUUGGGAGCGCACUGUGCAGUUGUAUGCUACUUUACAUGCCAAUAUGUGUUUGAACUGUUCGAAGAAGUUUGACCAUAUCAUAGUGAAGGACACUCUUAGUUGGGAUGACUUAGGAGCGCUGAUGAUCAAGUCUGUUGGAGGUAGGAAUGCUAUCAAAGUGAUGGAGAAGUAUGCGAGCCUGAUUGAUGAAGGAGCUAUCACUGUGAAGUUCUACCACACUUGUCUAAUGGUGACCAUGUAUGAGAGAUACGACGCCACUAUCGUUGGACAGUUGACGGAUACUCUGUACAGUUGUUACAAUUUUGAAGAUUCGAGAAUUGAGAUCUGCAGACUAUUGCGCAGUACAUUAAAUGGUAAACCUAAGAACACGGCACUACCAAUAAUUGCUGCUGCGAAGUCAAAACAUUGGGGUCUUAGACCUCUCACUGCGAGUAUACCAACCGAAGAUGAUGAAGCUAAAGAAGACUACAUAUUAGACGCUUCUCUAACCAGUAUACUAGACAAUUUAUCAUAUAUAAACAAUAAUAUAACUGACUGUGUGCUUUGUGGGUUGCCACUGCAAAAUACAGUGCUAAUCAAAGAUGGCGGCCUCUGGGUUUUUAAGUGUGGUCACACCUUCCAUGGCGCGUGUUUAGAAUUGAAUAAAAUCAAGCUAUGCCCUUCGUGUUCGCCUCUCAAAUGAAUUUAUUAUAAAUGUGGCCAAUUAGCACAAUAAUAAUUUAUUUUUUAUUUUGUUUUCUGCUUUGUUGCCGUUUUUUAUUGUAGAUAGUUUGUUUUUAAGUAUGUAUGUGUAUGUUUUAGUUAGUUGUGAUUUUUGUGCAACCCAUUUGCAAUAUCUGUCAAUGCAAUAAUUAUAUCAUAAUACUAUAUGUACGUACAAAUCGACGCUGAUAUAUCAAAAUACUAAAUUUUUUCAAGACGGGAAUAAAAUUCAUGUUAAAGAACAUAGCGCCUAACUAAUCGUGGCGAUUGUGGGUACAUAUAUCCCAGACCCGGGACUGUACCGUGCGGGAAUCGAACCUGCGACCCGUUGCCGUGGGUUACCUAGCCACUACGUUAACCAAAGCCAUGUAGGUGUUUAAAAAAGUAAAAAAUAGAGUAUUUUGAUGUGAUCGCAGUACAUUUUAUGUGAUGUGUACGCUUUUCCGCAAUCUUAUGAAUUUAUUUUCAAGAUAUUUUUCUAGUAACACAGUUAUUGUAGCGUAAAAUAUUUAGUUGUUAAAAUGAAUCAAUAUUAGUAAAUCGACAGAUUAAAAAAUAUCCCUCUUUUAGCAGCUAACACCUUGUUAACAGCUGUAUUGAAAAGCCCCAAAGAUUAUCUUCCGUCUAAUAUAUUAUAAUAGUAAUUGAUAUUCUUUAUUUGAAACACACAAUAUAAGAUCUUAUGAUUACCAUUUCAAAAGUAUAGUUUAUAGUUCCAUAACUACAGCAAACAAUGUGAAAACCUCACUUAGAUAUUUUUAUGUAUGGCUCCUAUUGGUCAUAGCGUGAUGUUUUAUAGCCUAUAGCCUUCCUCGAUAAAUGCACUAUUCAACACAAAAAGAAUUAUUCAAAUCGGACCAGUAGUUCCGGAGAUUAGCGCGUUCAAACAAACAAACAAUCAAACAAACUCUUCAGCUUUAUAAUAUUCGUGUAGAUAUGCAUCACCUUAAUUUAACAAAAUAUUGUCUAGUUAUUAUGGUCUCUGAGGUAUUGGCUGAUGACGGACAGAUUGACUGACGUCACUGUUUUAGAAUCUCCAAAACGUAUCACGCAUAACUGUUGAAUGACUGCACCAAAAUAAAUUGCUAAAUGGCCACUGGAAAAGUCGGGACGUAAACCAGAUUAAAGUCAAUUAACAGUAAAAUUCCCAUAAGGCAGUUGUCCCACCAACGGCGAGUGAACGACUAACUAUCGGCUAUUUUCUCGCUCAAGAAACGUACAAUAGAUAUACUUUCCGUGUAAACAAAAGAGAUGCAUAUACAAAUAGUUGAUCGCUGACUGUUCACACUGCCGGCGAGUGCUCGCUUCACUUGUUUGUUUUUGUUUUCACUCGUUUUCACUCGUUUCUAGUUCUAGCUCUACUCGUUACUCGUUCAUCGUUGCCGGUGGGACAACUGCCUAAGUAGGUAAAUUGAUUUUUUAUUAAUUUGAAUUUUAGUUGAAAUUUUGUACAGUUGAGCAUAUCACUCUUUUUGUUUUAUUGUUGAAAUUACUAACUGACAUAUUAACAGUGUUGUCGCUACCACGUCUGCGGCGUGACUGACGAACGCAAGUGAAAAUAUCAAGUACAAAAAUUAGUCUACCCACAUUUUUUGUUAGUGCUCGAUCAAGUGUCUCGAUUCUAUAAUUUUGUUGAUUUGAUUUAAUCGUAAAAUUGUUAUGAUAUUUUAGUUAUUUUCUCGUUGUUUAUUCGACUACUUAUAUAAAUAAAAUUGUUUAAUUUUCUAUUCUUUCGUUUUUAUUUAGUUAUUCAAAAAAGCAUUUAAAUUGUUAGAUUUUAUUUAGUUGUUCAGAAAAUUGAUACAUCUUUGUCGGCUUUAGUGGAAUUGUUUAAUUUAGGUAUAAUAUUAACUAUGGUCGAAUUCUUAGACUCAGUGGCAGCCCACACAUCUCAUCGCUAAGAUUGUUAAAAUAAUACAAUGUAAUCUGAGUGUAUUCCUCUAAUUUUAAAGUAUGCAACUAAUUUUCACAGAACAUGUAUAAUGACGAAACUCGAUGCGGUGAUUGGAUUAAACUGUACCCUUAGUACGAGUUUGCUUCGCGUUUAAAGUAAUCGAAACGAGAGCGCGUUCGGCGCUCUGAUUAGUUGGUUUAUUCGAGCCGGCCAAUCAGAGCCCCGAACGCGCACUCGUUUAUUUAUUUUUAAUGCGAAGCACUCAUACUAAUGUCACGCAACCGUGUCAAAAAGCCAAUGACAUUAUGACAUUUUGGAAAGUGACCAAUCAACACCUUAGGUACUUUUGCUUAAAUGCUCAUAACCUGUAGUUUUUGGAUGUACGUAUCGUCUUGACAAUAGAAAUUAAAUUCUAAAUUACUCUGAAUAAAGUUGAUAUUUAAUAAUCUCACUUAAAAUUAAGGUGUAAGUACUAAGUAGUAAUACCAAAAAUAUAUCUAAGCUUGUGUUCUGCUCUAGCUAUGUACUUAAUGUUUUUUAGAUUCUUUACCGAAUAAUAAAAUGUUACUCUAGAAAUGGAACCGUAAAUUAACAUGAAAUUAAAAUUUAAAUAUGGGCUACCGUUUCUAUUUUUGUUUACCAGAUGGCGUUAUUGUGUAAAACGUGUGUGUGAAGUCUGUCCAAAAAAAAAUUAGCAAGUAUAUCAUUCGAUAUAAUUUUUGGCAGCUACAGCUGAUUGGGCAAACAGAACCUAGUCUUUAUUCACCAGGAUAUGUGAGACACUAUGAAAAACACAAUGUGUUUCGCGUACUACGGGUAAGACUACAGUGGCGCCAUCUGGUGAACAAAAACAUAAUGGUAACCCAUAUAGAGUAACACUUUAGUAACGAUUUAGUGUCUUCAUUGUGCUAAAUUCAUUAUAAAAUUCUGUAUAAUAAAAUAGAACACUAUAAAGGGGUUUUCGACUGUCUGGUUAUACUGGAUUUGUGGCCCAGUCUUAUAUAUGAGCCAAUUGCCAUCAACAGGCUCAUAUUUUAUAUGGUACUCAUAAACAUAAUUGGUUUCUCACAACUAUCACUUACGUUAUCACGUAAACUUCUAGGUUAUUCUGUAAUUGUCAAUUCGAACUUUCAAACUGAGUUCCAUCGCAUUCUUGCCCGUUAUUGGUCGAGAUUAUUCUCACAACCAAUGACACGGCGUAUCACGAUCGAGUACAUUUCCAUCUUUCGAAUUGAAAGUUACAGAAUAGCCUAGUAUAUCUUUUUUUUUAAUCUGUGUGAUCAUUAUAGACAAUAGAAAUGAUUUUAGCAGAAUGUAGAAUGCUUUGCAAUAUAGGGUGACUGGUAAUUAGUGAAGGAUAUUUAAACACGUGAUUGUACUCAUGAUUACAAACAACUUUCCCAUAGAAACUUUAUAUACUUACUCGUUAGUUUUAUUUUUAUUUCAAUAACAAAAUUUCGCGCGUGCGUGAUUUCGCAUUAUCAGCUGUUAGCAGCGAGGCGCCUGCGUUAUCGGAAGACUUUAGUAGGUAUUUUGGACAUAAUGCGUGCGUCCUAAUGAAAUUUGGUUGUUUGUUAUUUUGAUAAAAAUAAUAUGAGUACAAUUAUGAGUUUAAAUAUCCUUCACUAAUAUACCAGUCACCCUAUUUAAUAUGUAACUAUUGUAAUAUGAAAUGUACAUAACUAUUAUGAAGAAUAUUUUUAUAUAUUUAUGCGAGAAGUGUAUUCAUAUCAUAUAAUAACUGUUUUAUUCUGGUACUUGAUGUAUUUGAAUGUAUCUAUUAAGGAUUGUGUAACUAUAUUCUUAAUAAAAUACAUUAUUCAGCUCAAUA
Molecule: messenger RNA, 6894 nt
Organism: Spodoptera frugiperda (fall armyworm)
Lineage: Eukaryota; Metazoa; Arthropoda; Insecta; Lepidoptera; Noctuidae
Gene: pink
Product: BLOC-2 complex member HPS5 homolog
Exons: 5
Coding region: 102-3149 (1015 amino acids)
Biological process (GO): developmental pigmentation
Cellular component (GO): cytoplasm
Molecular function (GO): protein binding
Source: RefSeq, a predicted model, not a curated record